AUGCCAACGCACCAAACGAAUUCGACUAGCGAGUCAACUCUGGCCGAAGCUCGUCCAGGGCCAGAUGUCGAAAAAGAUGAUCACACUUCACCACCAUCGGCCGCAGAGGUUGCCACCAAUGAUCCUCCCGAUGGAGGCCGUGAUGCUUGGUUGGUCACCUUUGGCAGCUGGUGGGCUCUCUUCAUAGCCUUCGGCUGGACGAACUCCCUUGGUGUGUUUCAGAAUUAUUACGAAAAAGAACUACUGCGCGCUUACUCUGCAUCCACAAUUGCUUGGAUCGCAUCCACUCAAAUAUUCAUGAUGUAUGGUGGCGGCAUUGUCUUGGGCAAAGUGUUCGAUCACUACGGACCUCGGUGGCUGUUGCUUGUCGGUGGAUUCGCUCAUGUGUUCGGCCUAAUGAUGACCUCUAUUUCCAAGGAGUAUUAUCAGAUAUUCCUGUCGCAGGCAAUUUGCAGUGCUAUAGGUGCCAGCGCCAUCUACUAUGCCUGUCUGGGCUCACUUGCUAGCUGGUUUCGGGCGAAACGCGCAACUGCUUUUGGAAUUGCCGCCUCUGGUGCCUCUAUUGGCGGUGUUAUAUUCCCUGUAAUGGUUGACCGUCUCAUCGACCAAGUUGGCUUCGGUUGGACUAUGCGCGCGGUUGCCUUCCUCAUCCUCGGGGGUCUUGUUAUCGUCAAUCUUACUGUGAAAUCGCGGCUGAUUCACGAACCGAAGCCAGUUCAUAUUCGACAGUACAUCAAGCCUUUCACGGAAAUCCCAUUUCUGCUUUUGGUCAUAUCGCUAUCGCUUUUUUCGUUUGGACUGUUCCUACCCUUCAACUUUAUUACUGCUCAAGCGCAGACCCUCGGCAUGUCCCCCAAUUUGGCGAAUUAUCUCGUCGCGAUUCUUAACGCAACCAGGUAUGUUUUUCAACUAAACCUCGCGAUUAAGGAAGUCUAUACUAAUUCGUUUAGUGUCUUUGGUCGUAUCAUUCCCGGUCUGAUCGCUGACCGGGUCGGUCGCUUCAAUGUCAUGUCUGUGGCAACCCUGGUUUCGGGUAUUCUAACCUUUGCGAUAUGGCUCACUGGCCGCUCGAACGUCGCAAUUAUUCUAUAUGCCGCAUUCUUUGGUUUCUUUUCUGGCGCUUAUGUCUCUUUGACACCAGCUCUUAUUGCCCAGUUGUCUCCUAUCCAGGAGAUCGGCAUUCGUACAGGAGCUCUAUAUUUUUUUGUGUCAAUCGCCGUGCUUACAGGGAGUCCGAUUGCCGGGGCCUUGGUUGCUGUUGACAAGGGUAAAUAUGGCUAUUUGGAGAUUUUUGCCGGGGCCACAAUGUGUGCUGGUGCCGCCCUGGUCGUGCUGACUCGUGUUGUGAAAGGCGGAUUCAAGUGGGCUGUUUUGUAA
Penicillium waksmanii is the source of this 1377-nucleotide messenger RNA. Its product is annotated as MCT family MFS transporter. The coding region runs from base 1 to 1377 and encodes 458 amino acids. Gene Ontology annotation, cellular component: fungal-type vacuole membrane. The transcript has a single exon. The record is from RefSeq and is a predicted model, not a curated record. Gene Ontology annotation, biological process: transmembrane transport. Gene Ontology annotation, molecular function: transmembrane transporter activity. Lineage: Eukaryota; Fungi; Ascomycota; Eurotiomycetes; Eurotiales; Aspergillaceae.